Tachysurus vachellii is the source of this 604-nucleotide messenger RNA. RefSeq names its product deoxycytidylate deaminase-like. The transcript has 6 exons. Gene Ontology annotation, molecular function: dCMP deaminase activity; zinc ion binding. Lineage: Eukaryota; Metazoa; Chordata; Actinopteri; Siluriformes; Bagridae. Gene Ontology annotation, cellular component: cytoplasm. The record is from RefSeq and is a predicted model, not a curated record. Bases 20 to 604 code for a protein of 194 amino acids. Gene Ontology annotation, biological process: dUMP biosynthetic process; dTMP biosynthetic process.
GGCCAGCAAGGGAAAAAGCAUGCAGACACAUGAACAAUACGAUGACGAGGUGUAUUACAUGGCUGUUGCUCUGAUGUUUUCCAAGAAGAGCCCUGAUCCUAACACAAAGGUGGGUGCGUGCAUCGUAAAUGAGGAGAAAAAAAUUGUUGGAGUCGGUUUCAACAGAAUGCCCAAUGGCUGUGAGGAUAAGUUUCCAUGGGCGCGUGAAGCUACAAACAGACUGGAGAAUAAACUGUACAGACUGGAGACAAAACACGUGUACGUGUGUCAUGCGGAGCUGAAUGCCAUCAUGAACAAAACCUCAGUGGAUGUGAAAGGAUGCACCAUUUAUGUCACUCUGUUUCCCUGUAACGAGUGUGCUAAGGUCAUCAUCCAAUCAGGUAUAAAAGAGGUGGUUUAUUUAUCCAAUAAAUAUGCUGACAGAGAUGAAACAAUAGCUUCUGACCGAAUGCUGAACGAAGCAGGUAUUGGGCAAAGGCAGUUUGACUUAAAGAAGGAUCUCUCUGCCCUGCUGAACUCCAAUAAUCCAUUGCUGAGUGAAAAAGACCAGGACGGAGAUCGUUCCCAAAAUACUGAGGGGGAAAAUCCUAGUGAUGUUCAGUAG